CAGAACCUAUCUCUGCUAGACAGCCAGCUCUGCGACCCCACGUCCACAAGCAGCCCGAGAAGACCACCCGAGUCCGGACUGUCCUUAAUGAAAAACAGCUUCACACCUUGAGGACCUGCUACGCUGCCAACCCCAGACCUGAUGCACUCAUGAAAGAGCAACUGGUAGAAAUGACUGGCCUCAGCCCGAGGGUCAUCAGGGUUUGGUUUCAAAACAAGCGGUGCAAGGACAAAAAGAGGAGCAUUAUGAUGAAGCAACUUCAGCAGCAGCAACCCAAUGACAAAACUAAUAUCCAGGGGAUGACAGGAACUCCGAUGGUGGCUGCUAGUCCGGAGAGGCAUGACGGUGGUUUACAGGCGAACCCGGUGGAGGUGCAGAGUUACCAGCCGCCCUGGAAAGUACUGAGUGACUUCGCUUUGCAGAGUGACAUAGACCAACCUGCUUUUCAGCAACUAGUUAAUUUUUCAGAAGGAGGACCCGGUUCCAAUUCUACUGGAAGUGAAGUAGCAUCAAUGUCCUCUCAGCUGCCAGAUACACCCAACAGCAUGGUAGCCAGUCCUAUCGAGGCAUGAGGAACAUUCAUUCAGAUUUCUGU
This is a messenger RNA of Balearica regulorum gibbericeps (East African grey crowned-crane), 595 nucleotides long. The record is from RefSeq and is a predicted model, not a curated record. Lineage: Eukaryota; Metazoa; Chordata; Aves; Gruiformes; Gruidae.